Molecule: messenger RNA, 1239 nt
Organism: Neomonachus schauinslandi (Hawaiian monk seal)
Lineage: Eukaryota; Metazoa; Chordata; Mammalia; Carnivora; Phocidae
Product: non-POU domain-containing octamer-binding protein-like
Biological process (GO): regulation of DNA-templated transcription
Cellular component (GO): nucleus
Molecular function (GO): RNA binding
Source: RefSeq, a predicted model, not a curated record
AUGCAGAGCAAUAAAACCUUUAACUUGGAGAAGCAAGACCAUACUUCAAGGAAGCAGCAGCAGCAGCAGCCGCCACCGCCUCUUCCUCCUGACAUCACUGAGGAGGAGAUGAGGAAACUAUUUGAGAAAUACGGGAAGGCAGGCGAAGUCUUCAUUCAUAAGGAUAAGGGCUUUGGCUUUAUCCGCUUGGAAACAUGAACCCUAGUGGAGAUUGCCAAAGUAGAACUGGACAACGUGCCACUCCAUGGAAAGCAGCUGCGUGUGAGCUUUGCCUGCCAUAGUGCAUCCCUUACAGUCCGAAACCUUCCUCAGUAUGUUUCCAAUGAACAGCUGGAGGAAGCCUUUUCGGUGUUUGGCCAGGUAGACAGGGCUGUAGUCAUCGUGGAUGAUCGAGGAAAGCCCUCAGGAAAAGGCACUGUUGAAUUCUCAGGGGAGCCAGCUGUUCGGAAAGCUCUGGACAGGUGCAGUGGAGGUUCCUUCCUGCUAACCACAUUUCCUUGGCCUGUGACUGUGGAGCCCAUGGAGCAGUUGGAUGAUGAAGAGGGAGUUCCAGAGAAGCUGGUUAUAAAGAACCAGCAAUUUCACAAGGAGCGAGAGCAGCCACCCAGAUUUGCACAGCCUGACUCCUUUGGGUAUGAGUAUGCCAUGAGCUGGAAGGCACUCAUUGAGAUGGAGAAGCAGCGGCAGGACCAAGUGGACCGCAACAUCAAGGAAGCUCGUGAGAAGCUGGAGAUGGAGAUGGAGGCUGCUCGCCAUGAGCACCAGGUCAUGCUAAUGAGACAGGAUUUGAUGAGACGUCAAGAAGAACUUCGGAGGAUGGAAGAGCUGCACAACCAAGAAGUGCAAAAACGAAAGCAACUGGAGCUCAGGCAGGAGGAGGAACACAGGCGCCAUGAGGCAGAGAUGCGGCGGCAACAGGAAGAAAUGAUGCGGCAACAGCAGGAAGUAUUCAAGGGGACAUUCCCUGAUGCAAGAGAACAGGAGAUACGGAUGGGCCAGAUGGCUUUGGGAGGUGCUAUAGGCAUCAACAACAGAGGCGCCAUGUUCCCUGCUCCAGUGUCAGCAGGUAUCCCAGCUCCUCCAGGACCUGCCACUAUGAUGCCAGAUGGAACCCCACCAACAACUGAACGCUUUGGCCAAGCUGCUACAAUGGAAGGAAUUGGGGCAGUUGGUGGAACCCCUCCUGCAUUCAACCAUGCAGCUCCUGGAGCUGAAUUUGCUUCAAACAAACGUCGCUGA